ACCCUCAGCCAAACUGCCAACUGGCGGCCAAACCCCACUGGGCCCCUAUCCCCGUCUUCUGCAUAAAACUACAACUUCUCAUUAAUCGUAAGAUCACGUGCCUACCCGAAACCAUUGAGUGAUUCCCAAUAACAAGGAAGAUAUUGAGCAAGAAAACCCAUUUCCAUUUCAUUCCGAAGUAAAAAACUUAUGAUUGUUAAAAGAGAAGAUUUACGAUGAAAGUUUGAAAUUUUCAUUGAGUUAACUCCAAUAUUUUUUAUUCAUUUUUUUUUUUGGUGGGUUUGGGAAUAUAUUGGUAUAAUAGAUAGUAAUAGAGAGGGUCAAUAAUGGGUUGGAGUGGACCAAGAAGAUUUACAGUGAUAUUUUGAAAUUUUCGGAUUGAGUGAAAAUCCAAUAUUUUAUUUUUCUCUGUGGGUUAUGAAAAAAUUGGUGUAAUAGACAGUAAUAAAGGGAGAAAUUUAUGGGUUGGAGUAAUCCGUUCCGAGAGUUGGCGAAUUCCAAGCCAUUGUUCCUGACGAUUUAUGCAACUGUCAUUAUUGGGAUUUUGGUCUCUUCCUUUUAUGUAUUCUCUGCGGUUUUCUCCAGCUCCGGUUCCUUCUCCUCUGUCACAUUUUCAACGUCAACUGCCCCUGGUCCCAUGCCCGUAAACCAACCAUCUAAUUUUUCUCAUAUAAAAGGAGCAGGUGCAGUGCCAGAAUUAAUCUCCCAGCCUCAAAGCAAAUUGCUGAAACCUAUUUGGGAGGUUCCCCCUCCUGGUUCUAAAAUGCCCCCCCUGAAGAGCUUUAAACUAACAAAAGAACUAGUUCAGCAAAGAGUGAAGAAUAAUGUUGUAGUAGUGACCUUUGGUAACUUUGCUUUCAUGGAUUUCAUCCUGACUUGGGUUAAACACUUGACAGAUUUGGGUGUUGAUAACCUUCUUGUUGGUGCCAUGGACACAAAACUGUUAGAGGCUCUUUAUUGGAAAGGCGUUCCAGUUUUCGAUAUGGGUAGUCAUAUGAGUACAAUAGAUGUUGGUUGGGGCUCACCAACAUUUCACAAAAUGGGGAGAGAAAAGGUUAUUUUGAUAGAUUCUAUCUUGCCUUUCGGCUUUGAAUUGCUGAUGUGUGACACAGAUAUGGUCUGGCUGAAGGAUCCCCUUCCAUAUCUUGCACGUUUCCCCGAAGCAGAUGUGUUAACUUCUACUGAUCAAGUCACACCUACAGUUGUUGAUGACAGAUUGGACGUCUGGCAACAAGCUGGUGCUGCCUACAACAUAGGAAUUUUUCACUGGAGGCCAACAGAGUCUUCAAAAAAAUUGGCAAAAGAAUGGAAAGAAAUGCUUCUAGCAGAUGAAACGAUAUGGGAUCAAAAUGGUUUCAAUGAGAUCAUUCGCAAGCAGUUGGGGCCAUCUGUUGAUGAAGAUAGUGGGCUAGUUUAUGCUUAUGAUGGAAACCUCAAGCUGGGACUUCUGCCAGCGAGCAUCUUUUGCAGUGGACAUACCUACUUUGUCCAGGCUAUAUACGAACAACUCAAAUUGGAGCCGUAUGCUGUACAUACUACUUUCCAAUAUGCUGGUACUGAGGGGAAGCGUCAUCGGCUGCGUGAAGCUAAGGUUUUCUAUGAUCCACCGGAAUAUUAUGAUACUCCAGGAGGGUUCUUGACAUUUAAGCCUUCUAUACCCAAGAGCUUGUUAUUAGAUGGCAUACAUAACCUAGAGUCACACUUCGCUCUGGUUAAUUACCAAAUCAAACAAAUAAGGACUGCACUUGCCAUUGCUUCAUUAUUGAAUCGUACACUGGUAAUGCCUCCACUAUGGUGCAGGUUGGAUAGACUCUGGUUUGGACAUCCUGGGGUUUUGGUGGGCACUUUGACGAGGCAACCAUUUGUAUGUCCAUUGGAUCAUGUGUUUGAGGUUAAUGUAAUGUUGAAGGAAUUUCCAGAAGAGGAAUUGGGGCCGAAGAUUAAUUUUAGGGAAUAUUCUUUCUUUGAAAACCCACUUUUGCCCCAGCAGGUGAAAGAGUCAUGGCUUGAUGUGCAUCUUUGUCAGGAGGGAUCACAAGGUUGUCUAGUGUCAAACAGUACAAGUCGGGUGGGAGUUCUCAAGUUUCCUAAGCGUAUGACUGAAGAAACGUUGAAGACUGUUUUCUCAUCAUUCAAGGAUGUCAAAGUCAUUCAGUUCUCAUCAAUGCAAGAUGCCUUUUUAGGCUUCAGUGACAAGAACCGGGAGGAAAAAUUCAGAAAUCGAAUGCAACGAUACGUGGGUAUUUGGUGUUGCGUGGAGGAUCACACUCCAGGCCACAUAUAUUACGACAUGUAUUGGGACGAGAAGCCCGGCUGGAAACCAAUUCCUCCCCAAACUCCACAAGAAGACCAUCCCCCUCUGGUAUAUGCUGGGGCUAGCGGCGGCUAAAGAUAAAAGCCACGGAAUAUUUGGAGCUGUUCCAUAUACCUAACCCCCAUUGGUUACAUAAGAGACUUGUAUUCAUAUUUAUAGUCGGUAUGUUUUUAUAUUUAUCUACGAGCUUUUUUGGUUUAGAAUAGUUUCUUUCUACAAGAACAAAUUUUUUUUGAUUUAUUGUGAAAAAUAUUUAAGUGCAAAUAAAGGAUAUAAGCUAAUCAUUCGAAGUUUUACUAA
Molecule: messenger RNA, 2614 nt
Organism: Olea europaea var. sylvestris
Lineage: Eukaryota; Viridiplantae; Streptophyta; Magnoliopsida; Lamiales; Oleaceae
Product: arabinosyltransferase XEG113-like
Exons: 13
Coding region: 461-2389 (642 amino acids)
Biological process (GO): cell wall pectin biosynthetic process
Cellular component (GO): Golgi apparatus
Molecular function (GO): arabinosyltransferase activity; nucleic acid binding
Source: RefSeq, a predicted model, not a curated record